UCGAUGAAAUCAACGUAUUAUCAUUUAUAAAUAGAAAGUUACCGUAUUACGUUUCAUCUUCUCGAAGCUCCUGAUUAUUGUUUAUUGCUUGCAAGGGAAAAAUGUAAAAAGUGCAUACAAGUGUAAUGAUAAAAAUAACUGUUGCUUGCGUGCGAAUGUAUUGAACGAUGCAUUCAAUAAUUUCCAUGUGUGACGUGAAAAAAAUGUGUUUUGCUUGAUGACUUUUAAUAUAUACAAAAAGCCUGUAAAAUGAUUACUUCAUCUAAUUAAUACGAUAUCUCUUGAUAUCGUAUGAUUGAUACUAACGUAAUCAGCGGAUACAUUAAUCAAUUAAUUAAGUAUUAUUUAAAAGUAUAUUUAAAAUAAAACGACAUGGCUGGACAACAGCAUCCUUUUUUAUCUGGAUUUCCCAAUGUGCAACAAUCGGCUAUGCGUACACAAUUUGGUGGUGGACAAAUGGUUUCUGGUUUGAUGGGACCACAGCAAGGAAAUAUGGUGAGUUCUCAGCAAUUUGGCAUGGGAGUAGGAGUUGGAGUUGGAGGUGUUGGUAAUGUUGGAUCCAAUGCCAUGGGAAUGCCCAAUACCCAGCAAGUUUUGGCACAACAACAGCAACAACAGUCCAUGGCAAUGCAACAACAAAUGCAACAUAUACAGCAACAGCAAUUACAAUUGCAACAACAACAACAACAUGCUGCGAUGAUCCAACAAAAUAAUCAAACUAAUAAUCAAGCUACUACACCACAGACUCCGGUACCACAGACUACCCAGCCAUUAUCGCAAAAACAGGCUAAGGAAAUCAAUACUGCUAGUUUAUGUAGAUAUGGACAAGAGACAGUACAAGAUAUUGUUAGUCGAACUUUAGAGUUUUUUCAAACUCUUAAAGUCCUUCAACCACCCAAUGGUACUGCACAAGGAGCAAAUUUAGCGAAUGAAAAGAGGAAAAAAGUCUGCGAACAGUUAGAUUUGCUCAAAACUUUGUUCAAGCGUUUGAGAUUGAUAUAUGAAAAAUCUAACGAGAAUUGUCAGUUACAAGGCAUGGAAUAUACACAUAUAGAAAGUUUAAUUCCAUUGAAGGAGGAAUGGGAUAUGAAAUCUGAUGAAAAGAAAACUUCGGAAGCUUAUAGGGUCAUUUGUGAGGAGAGGAAAGAAGUCAUGGAGCAAGUCGUAUUAAAGAAUAGGCACAUUAAGGAAAUAAUUGAUCACUUGAGACGCAUUAUUUCAGAAAUAAAUACAAUGCUAAAUAUGCGUCGAUCUUAGGUUAUCAAAUAUAGAUAAU
Pogonomyrmex barbatus (red harvester ant) is the source of this 1276-nucleotide messenger RNA. RefSeq names its product Mediator complex subunit 30. NCBI's taxonomy places the organism in Eukaryota, Metazoa, Arthropoda, Insecta, Hymenoptera, Formicidae. Gene Ontology annotation, cellular component: mediator complex. Gene Ontology annotation, molecular function: transcription coregulator activity. The record is from RefSeq and is a predicted model, not a curated record. Gene Ontology annotation, biological process: positive regulation of DNA-templated transcription.